Copidosoma floridanum is the source of this 3073-nucleotide messenger RNA. RefSeq names its product very long chain fatty acid elongase 7. Gene Ontology annotation, biological process: sphingolipid biosynthetic process; fatty acid elongation, monounsaturated fatty acid; fatty acid elongation, saturated fatty acid. Gene Ontology annotation, cellular component: endoplasmic reticulum membrane. Gene Ontology annotation, molecular function: fatty acid elongase activity. The record is from RefSeq and is a predicted model, not a curated record. NCBI's taxonomy places the organism in Eukaryota, Metazoa, Arthropoda, Insecta, Hymenoptera, Encyrtidae.
UUAUUAUUAUUAUUAUUAUUAUUAUUAUUAUUAUUAUUAUUAUUAUUAUUAUUAUUAUUAAUACCAUCUAAUUUUUCAUAGUUAAUCUUCUAUCGGAAAAAAAUGCUCCUUGACUCGUAAAUUGUGAAAAGUUUUUUAAAAAUAAAUAAGUCCUUGGAUUAAAUAUUUUAAUAUUCUUUUAAUGCAUCUGCUGCGCUUAUCAUGCACAGAAAAUAAUGCCGGAUUCUAGGACGAACAAUUGGUUCAUGAUUGGUUCACCAUGGCCGGGCCUAGCCAUCAUAGGAAUUUACUUGCACUUUAUCUACAGGCUCGGCCCCAGCAUUAUGGCCAAGAGAAAGCCAAUGAAUUUAGAUAGGGUCAUGCAAAUAUAUGACCUUGUACAAAUUAUAUUAAAUAGUUAUUUAUUCUAUAAAGCUUUAGUAUUGGCAUGGUUAAAAGACUACAACUACACAUGUGAACCGAUCGACUAUUCAAAUAGUCCAAAAGCCAUCGAGGUGGCAUCCACGGUGUACUUGUAUUUCAUACUAAAAAUCCUCGAUCUCUUGGAUACAGUCUUUUUCGUUCUUAGGAAAAAAGAUAAUCAAAUCUCAUUUCUUCACGUAUAUCAUCAUGCUGGUAUGGUUAUGGGUGGCUGGGGUGGCGUUAAAUAUGUUCCAGGAGGCCAUAUCACGUUUCUAGGUUUAGUGAAUGCAUUCGUCCAUAUGGUCAUGUACUCGCAUUACCUCAUAAUGUCGCUGAGAAUCACCAAACCUUGGUGGAAGAAAUAUAUAACGCAGCUGCAGUUGUUCCAGUUUUUCCUAAUUCUCGUCCACUUCUCGCAACUUUUCUUCCGAGACUGUGGCUUCCCUCUGUGGCCAGUGCUCGUAUUCAUUCCCCAGAAUCUCUUUAUGAUCGUACUUUUUGGUGAUUUUUACUACAAAACUUACGUUAAAAAGCCGAACAAGAAGUUAACAGUUAACGGCCGAGCCUAUGUUGAAACUUCUAACGGCAAAACUAAGACCCAAUAAACGUUGGGCUUAUUUACAUACUGUAAUUAAAUGUAACUGUGGAGACGGAUAUUUACUGUUCCGCGCUCCAAACGCAAAAGACAUUACCUUCGAAGGCUCUUACAUAAGAAGACCUUCGAUAAACUUUUUACGAAAAAAAGUUUAUAAUUUUUUAGACAAAAUUGUAUGAGAUGAAAGCUUUUGUAAAGUAGCUUGAUGUAUUGCCUAAUACCAAAAAAGCUGGUAAUUUUUUAUAUUGUAAUUACAACCAGAGGAUAAUGCAAAGUCUUAAUCGUUGAUAAAGCAGAGAAUCAUCAAUUUUUGUUACCAAUCUUGAUCAAGUCACUUUUCUAAGGUGUGCAGAAAAAUUUAAAAAUCGCUGAAGAGGUUUACUAUCUGUACUUAUGUGCACUAAAUUUCAAAAUUCUAAUAGAGUAGUCAUUUAAUAAGAAUGAGAUACUAUGGUACGAAAAUGUGGUACUUUAUAAGUUGGAAACAAAUUAUUUUACAAAAUUGCUGUUCCUUAAACGAUUUUGUGUGGAGUCUUCAAUAAAAUAUUUUUAAAAAACUUUACUCGUAAUAAUGACGAAAAUAACUAUCUCAAAUUGUUCAAGAAGUUAAGCUUCGUGGAAUGGAAAUCAAAAAAAUAUCUAAAAAAAAAAUUUCUAUACUAUAAGAGAGAUUGUUUACAUUUUGAAAUGUAUAAAGAUGUAAAAUUACGAAUUUUAUGUAAUAAUUUUUUUUUUAAUUUAUAAAGUACCCAUUUUUCGUACUUUGAUAUCUCAAUAUUAUUAAAUAACAACAGACGGGUUCAUUAUAAUUUUAAAAUUUAGUGCUACGUACAAAUAAUGCACCUUAUAAAAUCCACGUGUCUUCAUCCGAGGAUUUAGGGUCAAUUAAAUUUACAAAAAAAUUUUUUCUAAAAUCGUAGUGCCAUAUAUUUGUUGUUUAUACAGUUAAUAUUUCUGUUAUCACUAUUUUUUUUUACUAUGACUAUUAUAAUUAUUAUCAUUAUUGUUAUUGUUAUAAUUAUUGUCUCAGAUAUGCAAUAUGUACAAAUUGCAGAAAAUACCAAAAAGAAAGAAAUUUGGUACAUAACGAAUUUCUUUAUUGUUAAAUAUUUUAUUUUUGAUACUGAGAAAUUAUAAGUGCUGAGACAUGAAAAAAAUUUUACCUAACACAAAAUACUGAGGAGCACUUCUAUGUACAGUAUGUAGUGUUUGCAAAUAUUUUUACAAAAUCUAAGUGCCUUGCUGAUACAUUAUGUUUUUCUAAGAUCAUUUAAAAGUCUUUAGCAAUAUUAAUUUGCUUAUAAGUGUACCAAAUGAUGAAAAAAAAAGGUUAUUGCAAGUGCCACAUAAUACUUGCAACCAACAUUUUAUUUAAACACAUGAUGCUUAUAUUAUAUUCUAGUUCUUGUACAUGAUCAUUAAGUUUCAAAUAUCUGUAAGUUCAACUAAUGAACGAAAAAUUUUUAUUAAAGAAAAAUCAGAUGAAAAUACGAUUUUUAAUGAUAAGUAUUUUUAUUAUUAAUAAUGUUAAUGAUUUUGUAGAGCUCAUGUUUCUGGAAAGGAUCGUUUCAUUGUCAAGUAAAAUGUAAAUCAAAUCAUAACGUUUUCUUGACUACAUUAUACAUACGUCCUUGUUGAAAAAGUUGUGUAAAGAACACAUUUAAAAAGAUCGAUAUUAUAAUUACAUUCAGGAUUUAUUACAUCUUCGAGUUAACGACUGUAGUACGUGUAACGAUAAAAAUUUUUAUACCGCCUGUUGGGCAAUAAAAAUUAAAAGAAAAAAAAAUGUAUUAAAAAAAAUAUUUUUAAGAAUUUGUUGAUCUAUUCAAUCUUCAGUAUUGAUCUUCUUUAUAAUCUUAAAUUUCAUAUUGACUUUUUGGUCCACAUAAAUUUUGAACUGUACUGUAAAAGUGUAUUAACACAGAUGAUGAAUGAUAAAAUCGUAACAAGGCUUUUCAAAACUUGGUUGCUUGAAUUUUCUUGAAGAUUAGUUUGAUUUGAAUUGGCAGAGAAAUCUCUAUAUGCUUAUACAAUAUCGUAACGUAAGAUAUUAUGAUUAAAGUGUUUACAACCGCA